UAAAGACGAGAGCGGGGUCGAACGAUAAAGAGCGAGGAACAGCCAAUUGUUUGGGCUGAUUGCGCUUAAUGAAGUGUCGGAUAUGUCAUGAGCACAGACAAUAAACAAGACAUCGCAGUCCGCAGACGGUGUUCGAUGCAGAUGCAUCUGUGAGAUACAAAACCAAAAAACAUAUGGCCGGGAAAUGUGAGAUAUGAAAAGUGCAAAGUGACAAAACCAGCUAAAUUAUGUAGGCCUGGUCGAAAUCGGAGACCUGGUCAGAAUCGCAAACAUAUUCCAAAGUGUCCCCGUGCCCCGGAAAGAGGAGAUGAGCCAGAACCUCCAAGUGAGCUACACCGCGUUGGGCAUGUCGGACGAUAAUCAAACCUGCAGCUACUCGAUGCCCUCGGUGGCGUCUCCCACCCUUAACCACCGCCUGCAGCGCAAUGUCAACUUCAACGAGGACCUCAACGACCUGGCCGGCUACCCCCCGCAGCAGCUGCCCCCCGCCCCGGCGGUCCGGCGCUUCUCCAAGUCCAUUUUCCAGCGACCGCGCUCCAUGUCCGUUUGGAGUGACAUCAGCCGCAGCAGCAUGCGCCUGGAUGAAAGAGUUCGUGUGGAGUACUAUGUGAACGAAAACACAUUCAAAGAAAGACUGCAACUCUAUUUCAUUAAGAAUCAGCGUUCGAGCCUGCGCAUACGAAUCGCCGAUUUAUUCCUUAAGUUACUGUCGUGUGUUCUCUACAUAAUACGUGUGAUAUUGGAUAAAAAUCCUACAUUUAUAACAUGCUAUGGCUGCGAAGUGGGCAACAAGACGGAGUUCAUCAUCUCGGCCAAGCUGACGGAGGAGGAGUUCCAGGAGAACCCCAUCAUCAACUGGGACGCCAUACUCUGGGUGAAUCGGCCGACAGUGCUCUGGGUCCUUCAGCUGCUUCUGGCCAUGGUGUCGUUAACGCAAUCUUUGGUUCUCACAUAUCUAGGCUAUAAGGGCAACAUCUGGCAACAGAUACUCUCAUUUCACUUUAUACUAGAAUUAGUGACGACAAUACCCUUUGCACUUACGAUUGUUCAUCCUCCGCUGCGGAACCUGUUCAUUCCCAUAUUCCUCAACUGCUGGCUGGCCAAGCGGUCGCUGGAGAAUAUGUUUAACGACCUCCAUCGUGCGAUGCAAAAGUCUCAGUCGGCGCUCUCCCAGCAGUUGACCAUUCUGUCAGCCACUUUACUGUGUUUGGUCUUCACGAGCGUUUGUGGCAUCCAGCACUUCCAGCGCGCUGGUCAUCGACAUUUGAAUCUAUUUCAGAGCACCUACUAUGUGGUUGUGACCUUCUCCACAGUGGGAUACGGUGACUUUGUGCCGGACAUUUGGCCCUCGCAGCUCUAUAUGGUCAUCAUGAUUUGUGUCGCCCUCAUUGUGCUGCCCACGCAGUUCGAACAGCUGGCCUUCACGUGGAUGGAGCGCCAGAAGCUGGGCGGCAGCUACAGUUCCCAUCGCGCCCAGAGCGAAAAGCAUGUGGUGGUGUGCUCCACCACCCUACACGCCGACACCAUCAUGGACUUCCUCAACGAGUUCUACGCCCAUCCGCUGCUGCAAGACUUCUAUGUGGUGCUGCUCAGUCCCAUGGAGCUGGACACCACGAUGCGGAUGAUCCUGCAGGUGCCCAUUUGGGCGCAGCGCGUCAUCUACAUUCAGGGAUCCUGCCUGAAGGAUGGCGACUUGGCACGCGCCAGGAUGAACGAGGCGGAGGCGUGCUUCAUCCUGGCGGCCCGCAACUAUGCGGACAAGACGGCCGCCGACGAGCACACCAUCCUGCGAUCCUGGGCCGUCAAGGACUUCGCACCGAAUGUGCCGCAGUAUGUGCAGAUAUUCAGGCCCGAGCACAAGCUGCAUGUGAAGUUCGCGGAGCACGUGGUCUGCGAGGACGAGUUCAAGUACGCCCUUCUGGCCAACAACUGCACCUGUCCCGGCGCCAGCACGCUGGUCACCCUGCUGCUCCACACGUCCCGCGGACAGGAGGGCCAGCAGAGUCCGGAGGAGUGGCACCGGCUGUACGGCAAGUGCUCCGGCAACGAGAUCUACCACAUUGUCCUGGGCGACAGUCGAUUCUUCGGGGAGUACGAGGGCAAGAGCUUCACCUACGCCAGCUUCCAUUCGCACCGCAAAUACGGAGUGGCCCUGGUGGGCGUGCGUCCGGCGGAGCUGCCCGAAUUCUACGAGGAGACCAUCCUGCUGAACCCCGGACCCAGGCACAUUAUGAAAAAGGAUGACACGUGCUAUUACAUGAGCAUCACCAAGGAGGAGAAUUCCGCAUUUGUCGUUAAUCAAAAUCAAACAUCGGACUCGGCGGCUGGGGCCAAAGAGGGGGGCGGGGCCGGAGGCCCCUCCUCGACCGCCUCCCCCCACCCCGCGGCAGCAACUGCCAAUCCAACAACAACAACAACAGUAACAACAACAGUACAAGCAACAACAACUACAACAAUUAGCACAACCUUCACAUCAUCAACAUUACUAUCAGCAUCAACAACAACAGCAACAAUAAAUGCAACCUCAACCGCCGCAGCCGCACCACCACCAGUGCCGUCUGUUUGUGUGCGUGUGCCCCUCAGUCCCAGUUACGAUGGUGGUGGUGGCACCACUAGUACCGGCACCACCCACUUGCAACCGUAUCCGUAUCCGCAAACGUAUCCGCAAUCGUAUCCGCAAUCGCAUCCGCCAAUGCAAACACCAGACAGUGGCGAGUUUGCAUCACUAUUUGUGCCCAGCGAUAAUCCGACGGCUGUGAUAAUCUCGGACUCCAGGCAGAACCUCAAGGACACGACGGUGACCCAGACGGCGGCGACCAUAACCACAACGACCCUGCCGCCUCCGCACCAAACCAUGGGAUCCCCGAGCAUGGCAGGGGGAUCGGGAGGAGGCGGAGGAGGCCUGGGCGUGGGCAGUGCCCACAGCAUGGGCACCUCGCUCAGUGUCACCCCAGCCGCCCUGACCACCACGGGCAACCACCUGGACGUGCCCUUCGCCAACAAUCCCAACCUGCUCAGUCCGGACGUGCUCAACCAGCGGAGGGGUAGCAGACGUCCCUCGAUCCUGCCCGUGCCCGAUAUGUUCACCUCCUCCUCGUUCAGCAUCGCCGGCAAUGACGACGGCGAGGAGGGGGACGAGAGCGACGAUGAGAUCGACGACGAGAUGCCCUGGCGGUCGCCCUCCGAGAAGAUUGCCUGCUUGGGCGGGCACUUUCCACAAUCGCGAACCUAUUCGCUCAUCAUGAGCUCCUCGGAGGAAUCCUAUCAGCGCGGUUGCAGCUUCUGCAAUGCCACAGCUUCCGUUUCCACUUCCACUGCUGCUGCUGCUGCUACUGCUGCUCCUACCGCUGCUCCUGAUUUUCCAGGGGACUCUGCAGGCGAAUCCCUGACUAAUGCCGACUCGGUUGACUUUGCCACUGCCCUGCCGUCCGAGGAGUAUCUGCCGCAGUUGCGCAGGCGCGUGAUGAAGAAGAGCUACAGCUGCGACAGUGAGUGCCGCUUGGUGCCCGGAUUGGGCGGAGGAAUGGGAGCGGGCUUGGGUCUGGGUGGCGGCACCCUGGCCAGACUGGCGGCUCGCAGGCGGCAGUUGCAGCGAUGCUGCUCCUGCAGCUGCUCCACCACCACCACAACAAACACACCCAAAAUGGCGGUGGCAGCGGCAGCAAUGGCGGCCGGAAGUGGGGCAACGGCAUUCACGUCGAGCAGUUCCGUAGAGACACGUCGACCGGUGCGUCCGGUUUGGGUCUACGACUACUCCUGCAUCGUCAAGGGCUUUCCGCCCGUGUCACCUUUCAUCGGCGUGAGUCCCACCCUGUGUUACCUGCUCAAAGAGAAGAAGCCCCUCUGCUGUCUGCAGCUAGCCCAGGUCUGCGAGCACUGCAGCUAUCGAAAUGCCAAGGAGUACCAGUGGCAGAACAAGACGAUCAUCCUGGCAGCGGAUUACGCCUCCAAUGGCAUAUACAACUUCAUCAUCCCGCUGAGGGCCCACUUUCGAUCGAAGACCUCCCUGAAUCCCAUCAUCCUGCUGCUGGAAAGGCGGCCAGAUGUGGCCUUCCUGGAUGCUCUCUCCUACUUUCCUUUGGUCUACUGGAUGCUGGGUUCUAUCGACUGCCUGGAUGAUCUCCUGAGAGCUGGCAUCACUUUGGCCGAGAGUGUGGUGGUGGUCAACAAGGAGCUCUCCAACUCCGCGGAGGAGGACUCCCUCUCGGACUGCAACACCAUUGUGGCCGUGCAGAAUAUGUUCAAAUUCUUUCCCAGCAUCAAGAGCAUCACCGAGCUGUCGCAGAGCUCCAACAUGAGGUUCAUGCAGUUCCGGGCCCACGACAAGUACGCCCUGCAUCUCAGCAAAAUGGAGAAGCGCGAGAAGGAGCGCGGCUCGCACAUAUCCUACAUGUUCCGGCUGCCCUUCGCCGCGGGAGCGGUCUUUAGUGCCUCCAUGCUGGACACCCUGCUGUACCAGGCCUUCGUGAAGGACUAUGUGAUCACCUUUGUGCGCCUGCUGCUGGGCAUUGACCAGGCCCCGGGCAGUGGGUUCCUCACCUCGAUGCGCAUCACCAAGGACGACAUGUGGAUACGCACCUACGGGCGGCUGUACCAGAAGCUGUGCUCCACCACCUGCGAAAUACCCAUUGGCAUUUACCGCACGCAGGACACCUCGAAUGCGGACACCUCUCAUGUGAGUAACUCGCCGGUCGAGAGAUGGGGACCCUUCUCGGCCUUCAGCAGGCAUUGUGUGCGCUUGCGUCCAUCGUACGACGAGGAGACCGGCACGCCCGACUCGACGAAGGACUCGACGGAAAUGCUGCGCGGGGUCACCUACCGGCCGCCGGGGUCGGCAACAGGUGGCGACAGCAGCUUCCGGCCCCAGCCGCAGCGCCAGCGGUCGGUCAACUGCCUGGGCGGUUGCUCGGAGCGCAAGGGAUCAUCCUAUUCCAUCAACCUGGCUGACGAGGCGAGGGACAACCAUGCUCAGCAGAUCGAGCGAGCAGAGAUAGCCAAUCUAGUUAGAAGUCGGAUGGAGUCGCUGAAUCUGCCCACAAUCGACUAUGACGAUGUGAGCGAGAAGCGCAACCACCUGUCCUAUGUGAUAAUCAACCCGAGCUGUGAUCUCAAACUGGAGGAGGGCGAUCUCAUAUACUUGGUUCGGCCGUCGCCGUUCUCGGCCCAAAAGACCUUCGAGCGACACAACUCGCGCCGCAAGUCGAACAUCUCGUUCUGCUCGAACAUCAACCUGGGCGCCACCUGCGGCCCCCAGAUGCCGCAGAUGAACAUGAACAUGGCCAACACCGCCGUCGGGGCUGGAUCGCGUCGAGGCUCGGGCAUCGCCGGCUUGAACCCCAUGCAAAUGCAGAGCGUCCAGACCUUGGCCGGGUAUGGAUCAUCCUCGCAGCGCUGUAGCCCCCCGAUGCAGCAAAUUAAAUCGAAUUCUCUUUCUCUACCCGACAGUCCGACGGUGGUUGGCAAUCAGCGAGGACGGAGUAACUCAUUGCGGAUCGACAACGACAUCCUGCUGCGUCGAUCCUCGUCCCUGCGACAGGGCCUUCCCAGCGUGGGCGUCAGCCACGGCCGGAGAAAGUCGUCGCUGGAGGAGAUCGGCAUAAGUCACUUCACCACCCUCAUGCAGGCCACGAACCACAGCAACCCCAUCAAGAUAUCCCUCAACGGCAGCAUAGGCAUGGAGAAUCAAAUCUCCUUGCAGGUGACCCCGCCCGAGGAGCCCACACCCAUGCUGGGUGUGCCCUGCGUGGUGGGCGGCGGCGGUGGAGGUGGCAUCAACCCAUCCGGAGCAGGCUCCUCCACCGGCGGCAUGCUGGGCGGCGGCUCCUCGCUGGCCAUCAACACCGCAGACCUGGGACCCGGACCCAGUACCUCCUCGGGCGCCAGUGGCUCGCUGCAGCCGCAGGACUCGCUGGGACAGCAGUCGUCGCAGGUGUCAUCGCCGCAGCAUCUGCAGGGAACGAUCGUAUGAUACAACCUGAUGUGGGGGCGCCGACUCCGCUCCUCCAUGUCGAAAAACAAAUGGAUAUAGAACACGGCCAGCACACACAGACACACCCGUAGAGAUAAGUUCUAGGCAGAGCGAAAGUAUUAGGAACCCAACCAAGCAAACCCACCCACCCCAAAAAGGCUGUCUGUGGUGUGUGAGUGUCCAUUUCCAGUUCCAUUCAGUUAGCAUCGUUCGAUAGAUCAGUUCAUUCUUAGGGAGUAACCAAUAGAUAUUGUAUAUUGCAAGUUUUGCAAUUAGCUCUAAGCUAUGAAUAUGUCGGCUUUGCACAAAGGAAGCCGCGUCAAAUUGUGUUUUGGGAACAACAAAUGUAGUUAAACUAUUGGAUAGGUGGGACGACGAUUUAGCAAACUGUAUAACUGUAUAUAUCUGACGCCUAGUUCUAAGCAUAUCCGAGGAGCCACACAUAGCAAACUAUCAAAUAGAUCGGGCUUAAGCGCUAAAAUCCAUGUAUAUACCUUAGGUAUGACCUCUUAGUUGGGCUUCAGCCCGGUUAAGCUUCCCCUGCCCUCGGGCGGAACUUCCCCUGACCCACGUAAACCCCAUAUAGAUACAUAUAUGAAGGUGCUAUCGAUGUCUUGUACUAUACACACCAUUGUAGGAAAGAAAGACGGAGGAAAAUAAACCAAGAAAGUGAAAAGGUUUUCAUAACAUAAAUUGGAACGGGCUUUGGUAUACUCUAAUGCUUUACAAAAACCAACAGAAAUAUGUACACAUAUAUUUAAAUAAAUCAAAGAAUUUGUAUAUAAACUAUAUAAAUGUAAGAACCAAAAAUGCAUUCAAGAAAAACAAAACGAAAACAAACUACUAGCAUCUAAUGAACAACUUAAUUCGAAAAACAACAGAAUCUAGAGAUAGAGCUAGCGUUUAGAGUUAACUAUUAAGGCUAGUUCGGACCGAGAACCGGGUAUCGGCAACUGUACCAAAUUCAAUGAGCUAUAUGAACCCGCGUUCGCAGCUAACACAACCCUGUAGCAUAGUGUUAGGCAACGCAACCCUCGUCCCCCCAACCUCUGACUCAAUUCGAUCCCAGCUGUAGGCUCUUUAGGUAGUAGCUAAGCAACAAUGUACCUACACGACCACAUACCACAAAAACAUCCACUCACUUAAUAAUGUUAGUUGAAGCACCUAUGGCAGUUUUAUAAGGAAUUUUAUUCAACGACGACGAUGAAAUGCAUUCCAGUGUCUCGAGCGAAUACCUAGUUAAGCUUACGCCCGCACCCCAGAAACCUGUUUAUAUAGAUCUGUAUACUUCUGUAUCCGUGUAUCUGCAACCAUAUAGGCCACAUAGAUCGAAUCGAUGUCUCAAUGUACAAAAGUAGUUAACUAAACCGCAUUGGCAUUGGCUGCAGCAUUAGAGAUACGUUUAGUGCGGACUAGGGUAUAAACUUGCUGUAAUAUUUAUCGGCGCCAUGCUCUUUAAGGCAUGCCGAGCAGAACUCACAAUAAACUCAAACUAUAGUUGGAAAUAAA
Drosophila biarmipes is the source of this 7477-nucleotide messenger RNA. It is a transcript of the gene SLO2, whose product is annotated as potassium channel subfamily T member 2. Gene Ontology annotation, cellular component: membrane. Lineage: Eukaryota; Metazoa; Arthropoda; Insecta; Diptera; Drosophilidae. The coding region runs from base 308 to 5968 and encodes 1886 amino acids. Gene Ontology annotation, molecular function: intracellular sodium-activated potassium channel activity. The transcript is spliced from 28 exons. Gene Ontology annotation, biological process: potassium ion transport. The record is from RefSeq and is a predicted model, not a curated record.